AUGUCCCAGAGUUAUAUUCCAAUUUCGGUACGGAAUCGUGAUAACGAGUUAAUUUAUCAAACUCUCAGGUCAUUACUCAGAACAAAAAUGUAUCACAACGCUUCCACAAGCAGUAAUUACUUGUGUCAAGUUUGCGCUGACAGAGCAUCGGGUUUUCAUUAUGGAGUUUUCGCAUGUGAAGGCUGCAAAGGUUUUUUUCGCCGUUCUAUUCAGCAGAAAAUUCAGUACCGUCCAUGUACAAGAAAUCAGCAAUGUGUUGUUGCACGAAAUAACCGUAAUCGAUGUCAACAUUGUAGAUUACAAAAAUGCAUCAAAGUGGGGAUGUCAAGAGAUGCUGUACGAUUCGGCAGAGUACCAAAACAUGAGAAGGCUCGAAUGGCUGAAGAGUUGGCUCGUGUCACAGUACGUACUUUAACAGACGCUAUCAGAAGCUCACUUCUCGAUGGAAAUUUGGUUAUGGAAUCUUGUCUUAAUGGUUUCUUGCGUUUGACGGAAAACGUGAAAAAACUGCUUGAACAGUCAUCUAUUCGGAGUAUCUGUCCAAUUGGAAGGAUUCAUGCACACAGUACGAUAAAAGCAGUCCACGAAUUCUCUCAAAGCAUUCCGGGAUUCAGUUUGUUGCAUCAUCAAGACCGAAUACAACUGUUAAAAGGCUCAUUAUUUCAAACAACGAUGUUGGCAGUGAUGUCAGCUUUGGAAUCAGAAGGAAGGAAUUUGAUGGCGAUUCGGACUUCGGUGGAUGAUAGCCAGCAGAAUGCUUACUCUCCUCUCACUAUUUUCUUGCAAAAAUUCAAUUCAUUAAAAUUAUCAGUACAACAAAUUGCCCUUUUGACUGCUGCUAGCAUGUGUGCCAGUGAGAAACCACUUCAGAAUCAACCUGAAAUGGCAACGUUGAUUCAUAAUCGUUUGCGUCAUCUAUUCCGUGAUACUUUCUCAGAAGAGUUCCGUUCUAUGGCUUUCUAUAUUUUCCAGUCCCUUCAAAAUGAAUUGGAGAUUCAAAAUGCAGUCCACCAGCAAACUCUUGAAGCUACUACUGUCUGGCCAGGCAGUUACUGCUCAUCCACGUCGGAUUCUUCUACAACGUCUAUUUCUGAUGACAUUCCAAACGCCGCUAAAACGACGGAAGCAGAUUCGUUGGUAAUAAGAAGUUGUGAACCGUUGGAAAUGGAAAAACGACCUGCAAAAACGAUUUCACCUCCCUCUAUGGAGAUUCAAAUUAGCCCUAAAGAAAUAGCUGUGAAUUCUUGUUGUGAUCGCACAGAAUUGCGAUCUUUUGUGAACCAGACGUGCAGAAAUAUUCCCAUUACUAAGCCAUCCAUUAUUGAAUCUCAUCGAUCAGUGGCCUGUCUACUCAGUCGACCGCCUAUUUUGCCGCUAGCUUUGGCGACACUGCGAAGCAGCAAUUCCACUCGGAAACGCGUAAUAUGUGAGGAAUCUCAGUCAAGAGAGACAACUUCUUCACAGAACGUGAGGCAUUGUUUGUAUAAAGAAGCAGCAGUGAUUUCGGUAGAUGAACAACCUCUGGACUUAAGUAUGAAACGUAUAUGA
Thelazia callipaeda (thelaziosis nematode) is the source of this 1548-nucleotide messenger RNA. The record is from the annotation of a GenBank genome assembly. Lineage: Eukaryota; Metazoa; Nematoda; Chromadorea; Rhabditida; Thelaziidae.